Molecule: messenger RNA, 327 nt
Organism: Drosophila ananassae
Lineage: Eukaryota; Metazoa; Arthropoda; Insecta; Diptera; Drosophilidae
Exons: 1
Coding region: 1-282 (93 amino acids)
Source: RefSeq, a predicted model, not a curated record
AUGCUUAAGAAAAAACGCAACGCCAACGCCAUUCAGACGCCCAGCGACGCCGAGCAUGUGAAGCUCAAGCAGAGGCCGCACUUCCAUCCGCCCCAGAAGCAGCUGGCACUUCCGUCGAUCGGGUCAUCACCGCCGCUCCUGCAGCGUCUACAGUCCAAUCAGCACCUAAACGCCCGCAUCACCUUCUCCCUGGAGCUGUACCACAAGAACGUUAUCAAGAAACUGCCCGGCAUCGGGAAAUCCCAUGUCUAUAGGCGGACCAAGAACGUCUGCCAGACUUAAGUCCACAACCACAACCAUCCAAUCCAAUAUUCAAAUUCUGAUAAA